AUGACCCCAGAGGAGCUGCAGAAGCGGGAGGAGGAGGAGUUUAACACGGGGCCACUCUCCGUGCUCACGCAGUCAGUCAAAAACAACACUCAAGUGCUCAUCAACUGCCGUAACAACAAGAAGCUCCUGGGCCGCGUGAAGGCCUUCGACAGGCACUGCAACAUGGUGCUGGAGAACGUGAAAGAAAUGUGGACGGAGGUCCCCAAGAGCGGCAAAGGCAAGAAGAAGUCCAAGCCAGUCAACAAGGACCGCUACAUCUCCAAGAUGUUCCUGCGUGGGGACUCUGUCAUUGUGGUCCUGAGGAACCCGCUCAUCGCUGGCAAGUAG
Molecule: messenger RNA, 327 nt
Organism: Rangifer tarandus platyrhynchus (Svalbard reindeer)
Lineage: Eukaryota; Metazoa; Chordata; Mammalia; Artiodactyla; Cervidae
Source: the annotation of a GenBank genome assembly